AUGAUAACAAUAUGCUGUGCGAAUUUUGCGUACGGGCCUACUAGUUUUUUAUUAUUUCUCAAAGGAGAAGACAUUAUCGGUGGAGAGUUUUCAGAGCCUUAUGUACGCCUUAGCCUUGAACCGCCAGUUGACUCUAGAGUGAGACAAACUGGAGCUCAGUCGAGAUCAACCCCUAUCUUUGAUCAUCAUUUCAAAUUUCCAGUUUCUCAUGAUGAACUGCAAGAACACUCACUAGUCCUUCAAGUUUUUGACUAUGACAGAUAUUCACGAAAUGAUAUUAUUGGAGAGUUGAGAAUAGAUUUGGCAGAAAUCGAGUUGACCUCAAAUGUUGAAAUAUGGGGUGAUAUUUCAAAAACUAAAAAGCCUCGAGAAGAGCUCCAGGAAAUUUUGGUCUCAUUGAGUUACCUUCCUUCCGCCGAGCGCCUGACUGUAGUGCUUUUGAAGGCAAGAAACCUUUUCCUGCCAGAAACCAGAGAUUCCAUUGAUCCAUUUGUAAAAGUUUACUUACUUGCUGGAGGAAAGAGAAUUAAGAAAAAGAAAACCGCAUGCAGGAAAGCAAGUUCUAAUCCUGUUUGGAAUGAAGCUAUAACUUUUAACAUAAGUUCUGCCAACCUUAACUGCUCUGCUGUCGAGGUCUGUGUUCUGGAUCAAGGAUCAGAUCUUAUCGGAGGGCCUUCUUUGAUUGGUUCUGUGGUCAUUGGUAGCACUGAAGGAGGAGCUGCAAGCUCACAUUGGUCUGAAAUGAUUUCAAGUCCCAGGAAGGCAGUAGCGAUGUGGCACACUCUGCGAUAACUCUGAAGUAUUGAAGCCUCCCUCUCUCCAUGAAAUUCUGAAUCCAAGGAUAUCCCAUUCAUGUCAUUUGAGCAU
Nezara viridula (southern green stink bug) is the source of this 867-nucleotide messenger RNA. The record is from the annotation of a GenBank genome assembly. Lineage: Eukaryota; Metazoa; Arthropoda; Insecta; Hemiptera; Pentatomidae.